This is a messenger RNA of Monodelphis domestica (gray short-tailed opossum), 3860 nucleotides long. It is a transcript of the gene C8H10orf67, whose product is annotated as chromosome 8 C10orf67 homolog. The record is from RefSeq and is a predicted model, not a curated record. NCBI's taxonomy places the organism in Eukaryota, Metazoa, Chordata, Mammalia, Didelphimorphia, Didelphidae.
UCAGGCUGAGAAUAAAGGACUAGGCACGACAGAGGGGAGAGCUGAGGAACAAAGCAUGGUCGGCUACCUACACGCAUUCAGGCUGAUGUUUACAAAAAUGACGUGUUUGCUCCUCCUUCCUCCCGCCCCUUCUCAGUCUUCUCCAAUCAGAACACACCAUUGCUUCCGGGUCUUGGGCCCUGGGUGGUCUCUAUGACAACCGACGCCAGACUUAGCACCUCUGCUCCUUCCUCGCUGCAGGCUGCUCUCUAGAGAGGCAAAUGGCUGAGACAGAGACUGUAGGGUUGUUGGAGGUACCAGUGGUUGAGCCCGUGAGUUCCUCGAUAGGUCGGGAAGAGUCGUGGGGCCCAGCGCCCGAGGUGGGACGAUGUAUGAAGUCUGCCGUCCAACCCUUGUUGGAGCCCUUGGAUUUCUGCCAAAGCUACUAUCGGGGGUCCAUUUCAGACGACUUGAAAAUAGGAUUUUUCGCAACAGAUCGUGCUACUCAGACAGAUAUCACUGAAAUUUUGGAAAUAAAACAGCUAGUUGAUAAAACAAGAAAACUAGUCACGCUUACUGAUAUCCUUCAUCACGAUUUUAAAUCCCUCAAAAUAUUCCUUGAAAUGCAGUUUGAUGAUUGUCUGAAAUUGGAAUCCAUGAAACUUUUUAGAAAACUACAGACUAUUAUUGAUGAAAUAAGACUACUUCAUGAAAAGAACGAGGCCACAAUGAGACAAAGCUUCUAUAAGCAGUUAUGUGAUGCCAUUGCUUCAAUCAAAGGAAACUACAUGCAAUACUUUGAAAUGGAGCCAGAACAAGGAAAAGUACAGGGAGUGAGUCUGUCCGUUCUAAGAAAAAAGAUUCAGGAGAAAAAUAAAAUAAUUGAAGAUUUAAAAGAAGAAUUAUCACUCUAUAAACAAAAUGAAAUUUACAAGUUGGAAUUUAUGAAGGAAGAAUGCAAUGACAAAAUAAGCAAUCUAGAAAAGGACAUUAGUGGACUCAGAAAAGAAAAUGAAAAACUACAGAAGUCGAUUACAGAACUUGAAGAUGACCUUCAGCUCUGUGAAAAGACAAAUAUGCUCUUAGAAGGUGAAAUUAUGGCUAUGAAACAAAGAAUGGAGGAGGAUCAGAGACUCAUUACCAAGUUAACUUCAAUGAAAGACAGAUUAAGUGUGGACCUUGAUCAUGAGAAAGAAGCAGUUCAAGAGAUGAUUGAACAACAAAAGAAAGAAAUCAAAGAAACGAAAAAGGUUCUGGCAGUUCCAAGACUAAUAGCCAAGGCCCCUACAGAUGCCAGACGGGCGACAGAGGACAGGGGGAUGAUCGUGCGUAAGAUUCCGGAAAUAGCAAGACCUCCAACCAGAGAAGAAAAGGUAAGACCUUUGCCGAGAGAGUCAGUAAGUACUAGAGGUACUAGAGAAAGUAUUAGAGAAAGAGAAAGAGAGCGAGAGAGAGAAAGAGAAAGAGAGCGAGAGAGAGAAAGAGAAAGAGAAAGAGAAAGAGAAAGAGAAAGAGAAAGAGAAAGAGAAAGAGAAAGAGAAAAAGCAGCAGCAGCAGCAGCAGCAGCAGCAGCAGCAGCAGCAGCAGCAGCAGCAGCAGCAGCCGCAGCCAGAGCACGUGAAAAAAAACCAGAGAAAGAUGUAAUAAGAUGGCGAGAAAUAGACACCAAUUUGGCAUUGGAAUCACAAAUUAAAAAACUGAAGAGGAUUUUGGAAGUACAGAGGAAACACAUCAGAAGUCUCAAAAUUUCAUCUGAUCAGGAUAGCAAAAUGUGGGAAAAGAAAUACUUAAUUCUAAAGCACAGACUCCAUGUCCUCAAGGAUGAGAUGUUUACCAGGCAGUCAUUUAUUCGCCAGUUUGUAACGCUUUCUGACACAUCCUUCAAUUAUCAAAACUCAAAGCCCUUAUUCAUAGAAUCAACAGGAAAGAACCAACCCCAGAAAGGGAAAAAAAUUCAGCGUACAAUUUUGCCCCCUAUAAGUUUUAAAACGUCUUCUCAGGAAAAUGAAACAGUAGAUGUCGUCCUUUCCUUGCCCCCUAUAACAAAAGAGAUGAUUGUAGAAGAAGAUGAAGAAAGAACUAAUGAUUAAUACUCAUAAUCACCAAUUCCCCAGUACUAAGGGGCUGAAAGCUGAGUAUCAGGAGAAGACAAAUGCAGGAAGAAGGUCUUGACCUCAUGGCCAAAGCCCUUUUACUUUACCAUACUUCCAGAUAGCCAAUUGGCCGGUUUCUAAAAUAAAUAUUUAACCCUUUUUCCCAUUGUGCCCCAAACUGUGCCUGCAAAGAGUUCCUGUAAUUGAAUAGGAAGCUUUGCAGGUCACCCCAUCAGCCCUCGAUGUAUCCUUUCCUCAAGUCUUUUUAAUGCAUGUUCAAGUUAAGGCCUGAGUCAGACAGAUUCCCAAGGGGCCGGCCAUAACCCUCAGUUCUGUGGCACUGCCCCCCCUGCCCACUCUAGGGCUGGGGCUAUGUUCUAAGGAACUAUCUUCAAUAAAGAAGCUUUGCCAAACAAGGAUUGUCUGUUGCCUUUAUUUAAUCGAAAAGGCAGGUCAGUAUUGGCCCCCAGCUCUAAGCAGUCACUUGGAAAGAAGCAGAAACAAAGUCUGACUAUGAUGCCACCUCCCCACACAAAGUGGACAUCUGGGCAGCUGCCUUUAAUGAACUAGUCUCCAUUAAGGAGAGCCUAAAAGGCUCAUGAUUCCCUUUUAGCAGCGCGCUGGCGCAAAGCUCUUUACUUACUUGAAGGGAACAUUCUGAUUUUAAAUACCUCCUCCCCAGAAGUUAAUUCUCUUCCGGGAAGUUAGAGACGCAAUCGGUUACUUUUAUUGAAAACCAAGAUUAAAGUGUGGGUUAUGUACCCUAUUUGAAGAAGAAAGGGCCACUUUUGUCCUCUUUACUUUCCUUCAUGCGUAACGUGCAGCGUGAUCCUUCCAAUUUCAUCCUAACCAAAAGUUCUGGGACUGUAGCGCCAGUAAUACGCUUUUGAGAAGCCCCCCUCCCCCAACCCAUUGAUAAGUUGGUUUUAUUUGAUAAGCUUCAAUUGCUCCUUAUUAAUCCUCAGGAAAAAAUUUUCUGACAGCAGUCACCUACAGCUGAAAUCCUCUAGCGCAAACAGAAAACUGGGGACAGACAACUCCUCUGUGCGUAAAAGGAAGCAAAAGAUUUAACUGGAAAAGGGCCUCGUUAUUCUCAACCCGUGUACAUGGGGUGGCACAGCGCAGCCCAGCAUUAUUCGAGCUUCAUCUACUAUGCACUAUAUACCACCGUCUCCAAAGGAUUGUUGCCCUAGAAACUUGUUUUAAAUCUCCUGCUAUAUAUCAACACCUUGUUUUAGCAGUCUUUGGCUGAAUUACAGUUACACAGUUUGGCGCUUCUUUCAAAUUUCCUCCCAUCACUUUGGCCAAAGAAAGGAAUUUUUCUCCUUUAGAAAUGAAUCGGCUUAAUUAGUAAGUAGAUUAAUGGCAAUUGCUGGUGAGUUGGUUUCCAGCAGAGUUUCACCAGAGAGGGUUAAUCGGAGUCAGGUCUGGAAUCUUUCCCAGAACUGGCUGCCAGCCAUUUCCACCAACCAAUCAACCCUACAAGAAACGGAACGAGUGAAACAGAGUUUACAUUCUCAGUGCCAUUAUGCCUGUCCUAAAUUCUUAGGAAGCAAGCUAACAGUUGGGGGUGCAACGUGUUGUUUCUUCAUUCCCGAAUAGCAACAGAAGCCUUUAAAGGUUUCAUCUUCGAAAUUGAUUUGGAUACCAAAAGAAAAUUCCAAGCAACAUGGAACAUGUCCUCAAGGAAAAGCGUUGUGGAAACUCCCGGGGCCUUUGGCAAUUUCAGACCUAGAAACGUUGCUCAAACCUCUCCAAACCAAUUCCUUUACCAAGAAUUCUUUCAAA